Messenger RNA from Macroventuria anomochaeta, 285 nucleotides. RefSeq lists its product as uncharacterized. The record is from RefSeq and is a predicted model, not a curated record. Lineage: Eukaryota; Fungi; Ascomycota; Dothideomycetes; Pleosporales; Didymellaceae. The transcript has a single exon. The coding region runs from base 58 to 243 and encodes 61 amino acids.
GUGGAUGGUGUCGUGCCAUUGAAAACCGGUGUCAAGGUAGUGACCGGGACGGGCGGAAUGGCAGUACCUGGGGUAAUCGUACCCUCACUGUUCAGAAUGUUAAACAAUUCCUCGUACUUUGGAUGUGACAAUUUCGUGAAGCAUUCCUCCCAUGGCGAAUGGGCGCGAGCGCAAACAAACAAGAAACGCGAAAAGGAAUGUUUUUUUCUCGUUAUACUUGACCUAAGGAUCGUAAUGUUUUAAUGAGUGAGAUCACGCAAUAAAUGAGGGUAUGGCGAAAUGUGU